AUGGCAUCUGGUUUGAACAACCUAGACCUCAUUUCAAACAUCACCUGUCUGACCUCCAAAAAGAAUCAUGAGGAAGCCUUGCGAAUCCUCAAAAAGGUCGCCACUAUGGUACGACCCAUUAUGAAGGUUCACGGCUGGAAAACUCAUACCUUAGCAGAGUUUUACCCAAAGGGCCUCCUCGGCAUGAACACCAACCGCGGUUGGAAGAUCCAGCUCUGCCUGCGCUAUCACCACGACGAGAAUUUGUUCUUGCCUUGGGAGGAAGUCAUCGGGACCAUGCUGCACGAGCUCGCCCAUAAUAUACGCGGACCCCAUGAUGCACAAUUCUACAAGGCCCUGGACAGUUUGAAUGACGAAUACGAUAAAGUGAUUGCUUCUGGGUACACUGGGCUUGGUUUCGAUGCGGCAGGACAUCGCUUGGGAACAAAGCAUGGUGGAUUUGGAACUGGCGGCACUCGUCUUGGUGGAGCUUUAGGUGAUAGUACCAUAACGGGAGCCACUCGGGCUGCAGCGGUCCUUGCAGCAGAGAAGCGACGACAGGUGAACGAGAUAAUGUUGCCCGCUGGCGGGCGUCGAUUAGGAGAGGGCUCAAAGAUGGGUUCGACCUCAAAGAACUUUUGGGAGCAGUGGCACAGUCCAGGAGAGCUGGCGGCGAUGGCUGCAGAACGGCGCGCCAAGGAUCAGGUCUGGUGCGGGUCGUCGGCUACGAGCAAUGUCGAGGCUGCGACCAGCAAUCAGCUGGAGCCGACUUCAACAUUUAGCACGCCUCAAAGCCAGCAGAUGGAGCCUCUUACUAAGCACAAGCGCAAAAGUGAAGCCGAUCAGUGCCUAGGAUCGAGUAAUGCGCAGGGAAAGAAAUCAAGAGAUGAGCGUCCUCAGAAAGCAUUGGAGCCCUCGCAGUCGCCCACGGCAUCCGUAUCUUCGACAUUGGCAAGCACAGUCACUCGCUGGUUCGAGUGGGCAUGCCCCGCAUGUACGCUUCUGAACAGACCACUUGCUUUACAGUGCGAUUGUUGCCUAACAUUGCGUCCCAUCGAUCUAGACGCCUAG
Molecule: messenger RNA, 1050 nt
Organism: Gamsiella multidivaricata
Lineage: Eukaryota; Fungi; Mortierellomycota; Mortierellomycetes; Mortierellales; Mortierellaceae
Product: WLM domain-containing protein
Exons: 2
Coding region: 1-1050 (349 amino acids)
Source: RefSeq, a predicted model, not a curated record